Molecule: messenger RNA, 826 nt
Organism: Alosa alosa (allis shad)
Lineage: Eukaryota; Metazoa; Chordata; Actinopteri; Clupeiformes; Clupeidae
Product: mitochondrial amidoxime-reducing component 1-like
Exons: 4
Coding region: 314-616 (100 amino acids)
Molecular function (GO): catalytic activity; molybdenum ion binding; pyridoxal phosphate binding
Source: RefSeq, a predicted model, not a curated record
UUGUUAAGGCCAACAAACGAUCGCUAGGCUUUAUGUUCAGGGUAGGCUACACAUAGUUUAUGCUGCAUUGAGCGAGUGUAGCUACAGGCCUACCUGUUAAUUUAUUACAGGCACUGGCUCGUGAUCACAGAGGACCGACUGAUGGUGACUGCAAGACGGGAGCCUCACCUGGUGUUGGUGACAAUGACGGCCAAGGGAGAAGACAUCUGCCUUAACGCCCUUGACAUGGAGGAGUUAAGGGUUCCUCAGCAUCAGCCGAACAAUAGCAUAGCCUACUGAACUGCAAGUUGCCUAUCCUGAUGCAGGGCUAAUCAUGCUGCUGUCGGAGGCUUCUCUGAGAGACCUGAACUCCAGGCUAGACAAGGAUGUUACUGUGGCCCAGUACCGCCCCAGCAUCGUAGUGAAUGACUGUGAGGCCUGCAGUGAGGAUUCCUGGAACAAUAUCCAGAUUGGCACCGUAAGGAUAAAGCGGGUCAUGGCUUGUGGAAGCUACCGUCUGUGUGAUCCAUCAGACAAGAAGGUGUACGGAACAGCCCCUCUGUUUGGACAGUACUACAUCGUCAAACAGACCGGGACCCUUCACGUUGGCGAGCCUGUCUACAAGAUAAGCUACUGAGAUACCCGUGAAUGUUAGCAUCAUUAGAUUGCUUCUAUUUUGAACAUGUCAGUGGUAUCAUUGUACCUUGUGUUUUCACUAAUUGCCUAAUUACUAUAUUUUAGUUACAGUAUAUGAUCAAGCCUAUUUUAUACAGUCUAUAGAUCCAGUGAUGCAUAAUGAAGGUGAUUGUAAGCAAGAUAGUUGCUGACUACUGGAUUAUGAUUCCCU